UGAAAUCAGAGCCUGGGCAGACCUGGGGUAGUGCAUCCUCGAACAACUACCAAGACCCCUGUUACCCUGCUAGGCCCUAGUUUUCAGGCAGCGACUUAUUAUAUAUAUAUGGUAAGGAGAUACCUUUGGAUAUCUCUCUAAUUCUCCAGUGAUUCGUCCUCGUCGGCACUUAUAUACAUCCUUUUGAUAUCGCAGUAGGGACAUACCAAAGCCAUGAUCUCAAGUAUCAACUUCGGCAACGGCGGCACAGGCGGGUGGUGGACCUAUGUGCUCCUAGCUGUGGUGCUCUUCAUCACCUACCACCUAGCAGUAGCAGUGGGGAGGCAUUUCGCUAUUCGCAAGCUAGGUGGAGGACGAGCCUAUCUCUUAGCCAAUAAUCCUGUGUCCGGAACAUACCGGAUCGUGCGGAUGAUGUCGAAAUUCGCCCAGAACAAGACCGCAGAGCUUAAUGAUGAGAUAUACAACUCACUGCCGCCAGAAAGCCGCAAUGUGUAUGAAUUCCAGUUUUUCCCGGGGUCCAGGACGAUCGAGACAAGAGAACCAGCGCAUAUCAAGGCCAUCCUGGCUACAGAUUUCUACUCGUUUGGAAAGGGGCCCAACUUUCACAGGAUGUGGUAUCCGUUUCUAGGUGACAGCAUUUUUGCUACAGAUGGAAAGCUGUGGCAUAAUAGCCGUAGCCUCAUCCGACCAAUGUUCAUGACUGAUCGAGUGAGCGAUUUGAUAAUCUUUGAGCGUCAGAUAGAGAAGAUGAUGAAAUACAUUCCUCCUUCGGGUCAGACUGUCGAAAUGAUGGAUCUAUUCUUCCGCAUGACAAUGGAUGUAACUACUGAUUUUCUCCUCGGAGAAAGCGCCAACAGCUUGGAUAACCCAAAUUCUGAGUUUACUCAUGCCUUCAACGACGUCCUCGUACGGCAGAUCCGUAUUCUUAUGCUCCGAUUAUUUAGCCCAUUCAACAAGCUCUUCUCUAAAAAAGAGUACUAUCGCGACAUCAAGAUAAUCGAUCAGUUCAUCAUGCCCUACAUUAAACAGACGCUCGCAAUCCCGCCAGAUGAGCUGGAGAAGCUCACCAAGUCAGAUGUCGAAUUUACGUUCCUACAUAAUCUAGCACGUUUUACUCGCGAUCCUAAGGUCAUCCGUGAUCAACUUAUCGCCGUUCUCUUAGCUGGCAGAGACACUACGGCCGGGACGUUGUCGUGGGUUUUCUAUGAGCUUGCUGCUUACCCUGAAAAGGUUGAUAGGCUCCGUGCCGAGAUCUUGGAAUUUGUAGGAGAAAGUGGCACGCCGACUUACGAAACACUGAAGAACAUGAAAUAUCUUCGCUACAUACUCCAAGAGACACUUCGUAUUCAUCCCGCGGUUCCUUCGAAGAUAAAGGAAGCACUCGCAGACACUGUCUUGCCCGGUGCUCCCGGCACCCCAAGUAUUAGCGUCCUCAAAGGCGAUACCGUUUGUUAUAGUCCGAUGACACUCCACGGACGACGCGACCUUUAUCCACCUGUGUCUGAGCAGUUUGCGGAUCCCUCUCUUUUCAGUCCUGAGCGCUGGUACGUCUGGCAGCCCAGACCCUGGGAAUACAUUCCAUUCAAUGGCGGGCCUCGAAUUUGCCCCGGCCAGAACUUUGCCAUGACAGAGAUGGCGUACUGCCUCGUCAAAAUCUUCCAGAAAUACGAGAGGAUCGAAUAUCGUGGGGAUUGGCAUGGGCAGCAAGAUACAAGGGCCAUCAUCUCCCGGCCUACUUUUGGAGUGCCCGUAGCGUUCUAUGAGGCCAAGAAGGAAUGAUACGGAAUAGGCACAAAACGAGGUGCUACCAACAGCCUAAACUUAAUACUUAAUAAUAUCAUGAUUUCAUUUAGUUACAGAACGGGAGGGCUAGGUAAGAAAUUGAAAUACCUACUACCUACUAUUAACAUGGGAUGUUCGACGUCAAUCUCAUGCCUUAUGACUAUACACCAUGUAUGCAUAUAUAAGAUUGUCAAAGUGCUGGCUGUCAGCGAUAAGCAUGUGAAAACAUGAUGCA
This is a messenger RNA of Xylaria bambusicola, 2017 nucleotides long. Its product is annotated as cytochrome P450 monooxygenase CYP539B5. The transcript is spliced from 7 exons. Gene Ontology annotation, molecular function: iron ion binding; heme binding; oxidoreductase activity, acting on paired donors, with incorporation or reduction of molecular oxygen. Bases 214 to 1779 code for a protein of 521 amino acids. The record is from RefSeq and is a predicted model, not a curated record. NCBI's taxonomy places the organism in Eukaryota, Fungi, Ascomycota, Sordariomycetes, Xylariales, Xylariaceae.